This is a messenger RNA of Blastocystis hominis, 274 nucleotides long. RefSeq lists its product as hypothetical. The transcript is spliced from 2 exons. Lineage: Eukaryota; Bigyra; Opalinata; Blastocystidae. Bases 1 to 252 code for a protein of 83 amino acids. The record is from RefSeq and is a predicted model, not a curated record.
AUGAUGGAUAACAGCAUUGACGCGCCUCGCUGCUUCUGCAACUCCAAUAACAAGGGAGCGGACUGCUCGAAGGGUGUCGGUCUGUCGAUGACGGAGAUCUUCAUGAUUGUGGAUGUCGCUGCGGUGGUCAUCGUCGUUUUCACUAUUGUUUAUCUGGGAUGCAAGCUGAAGAAGAUUCGUCUUGACCCCGAGGCGAACGUGUCGCUUGAUACGAAAUAUAACGAGCUUGGAUCUAUUGCUUACACCCUUUAAGGAAGGAUUUGCUCAUUUGUAU